AUGUGUCUCCUGCAGAUUAUCCAAACCACCAGCAGCAGAAGCAAUGGGGAAGUGAUUCAGCAGACGAUGGUGGUGAGCAGCCAGGAGAAAGUGGCUGGCUUUCACAUCCAGGGCAACAGAAGCUCAGUCGUGUGCGACUAUAAACAUAGGCUCAUUGGCUUUUGGGUUCAGGACAGAAGGAAGUGUUUGGUUGUGAAGAUGGAUAAGGUUGCCAUGCCCAGCCUGGCUGAAAUUACCCAGAGAAUCGAGAACUUCACCACCCAGCAGGUCCCAGGAGACGACAGCUUGUCCUACAGCUACUGCGAGGGGCAACUGGCCGACUACAGAGCGCUAGGAAUGACACUGAACAUUCUCUGCAGCAACGUUCCCAUCUACUGGGCUGAAAACAUGCGGAAAGAGCAGCGUGGAUGGAGCAUCUGUGUGGGGAUCUUAAUAUUUAGUGUUUGCUAUAAUUUUUAA
This is a messenger RNA of Mauremys reevesii (Reeves's turtle), 459 nucleotides long. Its product is annotated as gastrokine-2-like. NCBI's taxonomy places the organism in Eukaryota, Metazoa, Chordata, Testudines, Geoemydidae. The record is from RefSeq and is a predicted model, not a curated record. Gene Ontology annotation, biological process: regulation of cell population proliferation. The transcript is spliced from 4 exons. The coding region runs from base 1 to 459 and encodes 152 amino acids.